Messenger RNA from Aethalodelphis obliquidens (Pacific white-sided dolphin), 1827 nucleotides. RefSeq names its product replication protein A2 (gene RPA2). The record is from RefSeq and is a predicted model, not a curated record. Gene Ontology annotation, biological process: DNA replication; double-strand break repair via homologous recombination; nucleotide-excision repair. NCBI's taxonomy places the organism in Eukaryota, Metazoa, Chordata, Mammalia, Artiodactyla, Delphinidae. Gene Ontology annotation, molecular function: single-stranded DNA binding. Gene Ontology annotation, cellular component: DNA replication factor A complex; chromosome, telomeric region; site of double-strand break.
CCUUAGUAACGAUGGCCGCAGAGGCUUCCUACCCUCCCGGGAGCAGAGUGCGCGUUUUCAGGAGCGCGGCUGGAGAAGACGGGAAAAGGCGUAAGAUUCGUGAGCACUGAUUGGCUGAAGCGAGAAGAGUUUGGCUGCUGACUGGCUCCGUCUUUCGCGGGAAGGAGUUUGUGGCUUCUGCGAAAAGUAGAUAUAGCGGAGCGGCGCCUCAGGGCUCGGCGGCGGUUAGGGGAACCCACCAGACCGGAACCUCCUGGAACUCUUUCCUGAGGAUCGUGACGAAGAUGUGGACCAGUGGAUUUGAAAGCUAUAGCAGUUCCUCUUUUGGGGGAACCGGAAGCUACACACAGUCCCCUGGGGGCUUUGGAUCACCGACACCUUCCCAGGCCGAAAAGAAAUCUAGAGCCCGAGCUCAGCAUAUUGUACCCUGUACCAUAUCUCAGCUGCUUUCUGCUACUCUGGUUGAUGAAGUGUUCAGAAUUGGAAAUGUUGAGAUUUCACAGGUCACUAUUGUGGGGAUAAUCAGAAAUGCAGAGAAGGCUGCAACCAACAUUGUUUACAAAAUAGAUGACAUGACGGCUGCACCCAUGGAUGUUCGCCAGUGGGUUGACACAGAUGAUGCCAGCAGUGAAAACACUGUGGUUCCUCCAGAAACAUAUGUGAAAGUGGCUGGUCAUCUGAGAUCUUUUCAGAACAAGAAAAGCCUGGUAGCCUUUAAGAUCAUGCCCCUGGAGGAUAUGAAUGAGUUUACCACACAUAUUCUGGAAGUAGUCAAUGCACACAUGAUGCUCAGCAAGUCUAACAGCCAGCCCUCAGCAGGGAGAGCACCUGUCAGCAAUCCAGGAAUGGGUGAAGCUGGGAACUUUGGUGGGAAUAGCUUCAUGCCAACAAAUGGCCUCACUGUGGCCCAGAACCAGGUACUGAAUUUGAUUAAGGCUUGCCCAAGGCCUGAAGGAUUGAACUUUCAGGAUCUCAAGAAUCAGCUCCAACACAUGACCGUACCCUCCAUCAAGCAAGCUGUGGAUUUUCUAAGCAACGAGGGACACAUCUAUUCCACUGUGGAUGAUGAUCAUUUUAAAUCCACAGAUGCAGAAUAACUGGAUCUAAUUGGGUACCCGAGAUAUUUUCCAGCUGGACCUUUUAUGCAGUCUCUCGUCUCCAGCUGUGCAUAUAUUUGGCAGGUUGACUUCUAGGUAGUAGGUUUCAUCUAUAAAAGGUUUCAAUUGACAUCCUUUUGAAACUUACUACUCUUCUGUGUUUUUGAAGCUCAGAGGGAUAUGGGCAACUGACAGGGAUGUAAACCAGGGCGGAAUUUCUUAAAGAACUUACAAAUUAGUUACAAUAUCAGGAUAAAUGGAAUUGGAAGAGGGAUGCUACCAAGAAGGGUUGGGCGGUAUUACUUAAAUAAUACUCAGGAGUUUUUAUGCCUAAAUUGUUUCCUGUUGAGAGCAGGACUAGGGCCUGUCAGCAGAGAGCUAGCCACAAAGCCCACUAACCUCUGCCUGUUUUUGUUCCCCACUUUGGUUAUGUGGUUAUGUGUUGUUACUUUCAGAAUUGCACUUUCUUUCACCUUGUCAUAAUUGCUGCCCAAAGUGUGUUUUUAUAAGCAUGGGGUUCUAGAAUGGUGGCUUCAUGGGGCAGAGAGAAAGAUACGUGUUUUGUACAAAAUAAGUACAUUCAUAUGCUUAAUAAAAUAGUUCUAUUAUUGCAGUAACUUGUAAAAAUGUUCUUUUUUUUACACUGUAAUAAUUAAUACUUUAUCAUCUCAGCUAAUUCAGAGAUAAGUUAAUGAGGUGUAACAUGCAAAUAAAAGUUCUGUAACUGCUU